Messenger RNA from Symsagittifera roscoffensis, 1053 nucleotides. RefSeq lists its product as uncharacterized. The record is from RefSeq and is a predicted model, not a curated record. The transcript is spliced from 3 exons. NCBI's taxonomy places the organism in Eukaryota, Metazoa, Xenacoelomorpha, Acoela, Convolutidae. The coding region runs from base 272 to 949 and encodes 225 amino acids.
AUCACUAUAAAUGAUGUUCGUUUGGACAACAAACUAAUAUGAACUCAAGCUGAUUUAAACACCUGAAGUCCUUUUAAUGAAUUCAUGAGGAACUACUUAUUACUUUAAAAGCCAUAAAACUUUCGCGAUUAUUCAGUCUACAUUCAAAAGUUAUUCCCAAAAUAAUAGAAAAACAUCUUUUUUCCGAUUUCAAAAACUAUUAUAAAAAUUAACUUGAAAAACAUCUACAAAAAAAACUGAUCGAUCGGAUUUUGCUUGAAGAAUACUAGCCAUGAAGCGUUGUUUAAUUUUAUUAACGACAUUUUUCUACAUUUGUUUAUUUUGCCCCAAAGAGGCCUAUGGUAACACGGCGUUCGGCAGGUGCGCCAAAGUGGAGGCAGUUCCGGUGGACGAGGACAGGUGGGGAGGAAAGUGGUUUGUGCAGAAACGUGUGGACAACCUGAGAGAGAUGGGAAACAUAUGCAACUUCAUACAGGUGUCACUCGGCACUUACAAUGAGAAAAUUGGACCUCAAAUGAAGUUGAACAAAUCAGGCUACGACGAAGAUAAGGACUGUUACAGCUCUGAAACUCUCUAUGCCAAUCAUCCUAACCAGACAAUUGGCGCAUUCGUAACUCCAGUUGGGGUGCUGAACUACCUCAACCGGAAGAGAAUAAAUUUCUCCGUCAUUCAUUUGGAAGACAAAUUUGCUCUGACUUACGCUUGUGUCAAAUCGGGGGUCCUGAGAUUGGAGCAGAUUUGGGUUUUGUCACGUGACCAGAGGGUGAGGAGACGCUAUAUGCACAUGGAAAGACUGGAAAGAAUUCUGAAGUCGAAAAAUCUGCACGAUCUCGAGACAUACGAUGUGCGCCAGAGGUACUGCCAUCCGGUGGAGAUUGAAAUUGAGCCAGUGAAAAUCAUCGCCGACUUUUGGGAUAGAGUUUACAAAUCGCACAUGAAGUCAGCUUAAAGUAACUCUUCUAUUGCAUGUUAAAAUUAAUGCCAAAUUGGCACAACGCGAGUGAUCAAAAAAUUGCGUCAAAAAGUAAUGUUUGAUAGAUUGAAUAGAUUUUU